AUGAAAAAGAAAUAAACAAAAAAGUAAAAGCAACAGAAGAAGUAAACUCCACUUAAUUCUGGUUAAUUGAUAAAAUUAUUGGAUGAAUAACAUAAGAAGGGGUAGUAUAAAGAAUACCCAUUAUAUGGAUUAAACUUUGCAAAAAUCCCAAUAAUUACAUUUACACCUGAAAUUAAUAAAUACCUCUAAAAAUAUCCAAAUGAAAGUAAGUGUUAUACUGAUUUAACUUUAAUAGCUUCAAUAGGAUUUACUAAAUGUUAUUUGAAUAGUUUGGAAGGGCUGGAAUACCCAGGAGAGAAAGUGGCAACAAUAAUAAUGAACUACAAUAAUCUAAAAGGUGAUAGUUUGUUAAAGAUUUCAAAGUUAUUUCCGAAUGUUACUCAUUUGAAUCUAAGUCACAAUUAAAUAUCUAAGAUUGAGGUAAUUAUCAGAAUUAUUGAAGGAUUUACAACAUUUAAAAACAUUUAAGAAAUUAGAGCAUCUUGAUCUACGUUUCAAUCCAGUAAAACGAUACAAGGACUAUAGAAAGAUUGUUUUUGAAUAGAUUCCUUAGUUGUAACUCUUAGAUUACGAUCAGGAUGUUGAUGAUUCAAUGGACAACUCCAGCAGAGACAAUUGGGUAUUCAUUAAUUUUAGAUGAAUCAGUUGUCUAGUCAAGUUGAGGAGAGUGAGAGUGAGGCUAGUUUUGAUGAUGAAUCAAGUGAAGAUGUUAAGCCUAAGAAGAAAGUAAAAAAAUGAUUUAUUAUUGAUUUGUUAUUGAGAUAAGAAAUAAUUGAAUUUUAUUUAAAAGAAAUGGAAAAACUCUAAAAGGAGAUGCAUAAUUAGUAUUAGUACUUGCUUUUAGAAUUAAAUCGAUUAAAUACUAAAUUGUUGAGAAUCGAAGAAUAAUAAGAGUAAAUCAAACUGCAAAGUUCAGUUCCCAUUUAGAUCAAAGAAAAUGAUUACGAUUUCAUUGUAAAAAGAAUGACAACUACUAGUCAUCAAUCCGUAGCAUAGAAAUGAUGCAAGACAGAUACAAUCAUUUGAGCAGCCAAUUCGAAAAGUUAAAGAACUAGAUGGAUCAAAAAGUGUGUUUAGAAGACUUUGUUAAGUAUACCUCGAAAAUUGCAUCAGAAUAUGCUACCCUAUAGAUGCUCGAUUUAAGCAUCUAAUCCAUUGAAACCAGGAUGCGUUUCAGUUCAUCCGAUAAUCAAAUGAAAGGUAGCUUGGUUGUCUAGAAAGUGAAACAGUAAAACAAAUAAACUUAAGUGUAUGAAUACCAACAUACAAUCGAAUAGCAGUUAGAGGAGAGAUUAAAUCGGUUCAGAGAAUUGAUUAUAUCUCAAGUUAGAUAGUUUUGUGAUUAAGUUCAGGUGUCAGAUAUGAGUAAGCCGUUUAGAGAAUAGAUUUCAAAUAAUGUAGAUAAUCUUCAUGAAAAGUUACAUCAAGUUGAAUUAUUCUAAAUGGAGAUAUAAAGACAUCUAGAAGCAAGGGAAUUCGAAAAACUCAUUAAGAAAUAUAUUGAAGUCGAAGAGAGGCUGAGCCUUGUAGAAAACCAUUCGAAAGGUUUGACCAGCUUAAUCUAAGCUCUAAAUCAGCAGAAGAUUAAGGAUGAAUAAGAAUAGAAGAAGAAAGUGAAGGAGAAAAAGAUUGAGGAUCACUUGAAUCAAUAUUUGACAAUUGAAGAUUUCCAUAAACAUUAAUAGUACAUUAAGGAACAUUAUUUUACUUAAGUUUAAGGUAUAAUUUAAUUGUAAAAAAGGGGCUUAAUUUCUAUAGAGAAUUAAUGAAUCUGAAGAUAACAUUAAGAAUUUGUUUAAUAAAGAUAUUUAUGAUAAGUUGUCAUUGGAAAUUGCUGAUUUGGAUGAAAAAUUCGGUAUUGUGGUCGAAUCUCUAUAAAAUAAAAUUAAUGUACAAAUACAAAAUUAAGCCAACAAACUCAGCACCUUCGAAACGUCUAUCAAUUCAUUUAUGAGCAAAGCAGAAGUCAUUUAAAUGCUUGACAAUCCACAAGCUAUGAUGAAAGUGAAUUCUGCUGUUUAGAAUAUACAAGAGAAGUUUAAAGAACUCUAUGCGAAAUAAAUUGAAAUUCUUGAAUCCUCAUUUAAAUUCACAAUCAGUAACAUACAGGCUGCAAAUAUUACAGAAAAUGAUAAAUUAAAUCAGAACGCUUUGCUUUUAAAAAAGUGUGAGUAGAUCAAAGUGGCUUUGUUUGAAUAUUUUGGGUAAAAUAAUUACCAAAAUUACUCUCAAAAGAAGAAAUAAGAAUUAUAUUAUUAAUAAUCUUAAUAAUUUAAAAAUUCGAAUAGAUUGGAAAGCAAAUUUUAGAAUCGACCUUUAUCUGUUGGUAGUCGUACUACAAAAUUAAGAAGGCAAUCGGCUACUCCGAAAGUUAUUUCUGCAUCUUUUUCAGGAAGUUCUGCAGAGCCAUAAUUUUUUUAGAAGGUUUUGUAGAAUCCUCUUGUUUAAAAAAUGAAGAAAUGA
Molecule: messenger RNA, 2463 nt
Organism: Paramecium octaurelia
Lineage: Eukaryota; Ciliophora; Oligohymenophorea; Peniculida; Parameciidae
Source: the annotation of a GenBank genome assembly